Molecule: messenger RNA, 4066 nt
Organism: Caenorhabditis auriculariae
Lineage: Eukaryota; Metazoa; Nematoda; Chromadorea; Rhabditida; Rhabditidae
Source: the annotation of a GenBank genome assembly
AUGAGCUUCUUACAGUGUGAUGACGCCGCCAGAAGACUGAUCGACUUCCCGAAGAUGAUCAUCAACAACGACUUCCGUGAAAUCAGAAGGAGGUCAUCGCUUCUGUCAAUGAGGUUCUUGUUAGGUUCCGGGAUUCAGUUGUAGAAUAAGAAAGUAGUUUCAAUAGGAUUUCGAAAAUAGGAGGUUGUGAGAAGUGAAAUUAGAGGAGCGUUGAGAGAAAGUUAGGUAAUGACGUCAUCGCUACGAGGAAUUUCUUGAUGCUCUACCGAACGACCGUGCUCCAACUGUUCAGAUUUUCAGGGUUUCUUUAGAGAAUAGUUUUUAGUUGAAGAAGGAUUUUGAGAUUUAGUAGGUGAAUGAUAGGAUGAACAACUACAACAAUUGGACGACGACUCGAGGAAUUCUGGGCUUCAACUCCAAAUUAGGAUGUCGAAACUGAUUCAGUUUAAUGUAACAAUUUGCAGGUUAGAUAAGUGAACGGAUGAGAAGUAGAUUGAGUUCUAAGGGUUUCCAAAAAUGAGAAAUUUCAGAUGGAAGGUAGAAGUAAAGUAGAUAGUAGAGUGAGAUUCUCAUCGCCGUGGCUGGAGGAAUCGGGAGACGUUGCUCCAAAAAACGCUGGAAUAAAUCCAGAAGGUAAUACUUCAGAAGAGAGACUGAUUUAUAUUACCAUCAGACUGUCUUGAGGUUCGGCCGCGUUGGAGCUCGAAAACGACUUUGGUAGAAGCUGGCGGCGAAAGAUGGCGUGGGACGGCUCGCACAAUCGACUUCUGAAGUUUUUUCAUCGUCUACAACGACAAGGUAGGAUUCUUUUUGAUAUCAGGAUUAACUAUAAAUACUGCUUCUAAUUUUAAAUCCUGAAAUUGAAUUUUUGCAGCAAGAUGACGGACGACUUGUGGAUUAUCUCGACUGAGGUCUCGAGGCGGUGAUUGGAAGAUCGACGGUGUCUCCUGAAGGAAUACGACGUCAACGACAAACAUCCCAAGGUAUGAUCCUUCAAAAAAACUUUCUAGAAACAUUUCGCCUUUUUCGCGAACUUCAAUUGUAUGAAUCAUUUUUCAGCAAAAAAAAACAAUUUGGACGGGGCUGAAACCUUUAUCGUCAUCCUUUGAAGAUCUGCGACGAAGACACUUUUUCGAGUGGAAAAUGCUUCGGAGCUGUCCGACAACUUCAGCGUCGGGAAACCUCCGAGUAAGCCCUUGUUUGAAUUUAAAAAAAAAAUGUUUCAUGUAGUUUAUUAUAUCUUACAGUGCGAUGGCGCCGCCAGAAGACUGAUCGACUUCCGAAGAUGAUCAUCAACAACGACUUCCGUGACAUCUGAAGGAGGUCAUCGCUUCUGUCAAUGAGGUUCUUGUUAGGGUCCGGGACUCAGUUGUAGAAUAAGUGAAAGUAGUUUCAAUAAGAUUUCAAAAAUAGGAGGUUGUGAGAAGUGAAAUUAGAGGAGCGUUGAGAGAAAGUUAGGUAAUGACGUCAUCGCUACGAGGAACUUCUUGAUGCUCUACCGAACGACCGUGCUCCAACUGUUCAGAUUUUCAGGGUUUCUUUAGAGAAUAGUUUUUAGUUGAAGAAGGAUUUUGAAAAUUAGUAAGUAGGAUGAACAACUAAAACAAUUGGACGACGACUCGAGGAAUUCUGAGCUUCCACUCCAAAUUAGGAAAUCGAAACUGAUUUAGUUUAAUGUGAAACUUGCGUGGUUAGGAAUACGACAGGAAGGAAACAACUCGAGGAAGAUGAUCGACUUCUGGAUUCGAUUCGAAAAAGUAGUCGUGAUGACCAUUUGAUGCAUGUGUGGAAAUCACUUUUUAAGUUCUUUGUGUUUUGAAAUGAGUUCGUGUCUUGUUUUCAUUGAAUGUUUCCUUUGUUUUUUACCCUCUUGAAAAGUACCCAACAUCUUACCAGGGAACUACGUGAACUCGUUUUUGCGGGUCGAGUUCAAUCUUUGAUAGUAAAUACUCCUGCGUCGGGAUAUUUGAAAACAGUAAAGAUUAUCGGCUAAACCCAAGAAAAAUCUUGUUGAAAACAGACAUAUCAGGCUUGAAUAACUUCAGAAUACUGCUUUGGACCUUAUUUUUUUCAGUACAAUUGAGUUAUCGGGCUUCAAAAAAGACCAAAAAAAGCAUUUUUCCAGCGAAAAAAAUUCAAGAAAAGAAAUAGCCUAAAAGUUUUCAAACCUAAUUUGUCCAUUUUCGACAAGUUUUUUCUCGAUACCGGGUUAAGAAUAUAUUCGCUAUUGUUUUCAAACAUCCUGUCCUAGGUCUAUAAAAUACCAUUCGCACAUACGAGUUCGCAUAGUUCCGUGGUUAGAAAUUUUUAAGUUCUACUUCAGUUUUUUCACACUUUGUUCUUUCUCCUUGCAUGACAUUGAUUUCGACGUGAUUGAAAAAAAUUGAAUAAACAACUUACGUCAUCAAAAUUAAGUUUUAUUACAAAAAAAAAGAUUUCAAACAUUUCGAAAAAUAUUGAGUUUCCAACAAUUUUUCGACUUCAAGUGAGAUUAUUCUUACUGGUUUUCAAAAAUUCUCAGAAAUGACUAGAGAAACACAAAAACUUCAUAAAAAAAGUCUUUUUGCAAACACAUCGCGAUUUGUUAAAAAAAUUUCAACAGUAGAUCAAAACUACCAUUUUUUUCUUUUUUUCAUUUACUCUUCAUGUUAGACUUCAUUCAUUUUACUUUUUUUCUUUUUCUGUUCAUUUCUGAGAAUUUUUUUACAUCUAACAAGAACUUUCGAAAAAUUAGCGUUUGCAUAAGAUUCCUUGUAAGGCGAUACCCGCAAAAACUUUUUUCUUGAGGAUAUGAAUUUUUCGAAGUCGCUUGGGGAUGGUUUCAGGCCUGGACCAUUUCCAAGAGGAAUCUUUGAUAAUCAUUGUCUUCAAAAUAAAGAGUUUUUGCAGGUAGCGACUUCUAAGAAUCUUCAUUCAAACAUUCGAAUAGUAUUUUGGCUGAUAUACCAGAAAAAUCGCGCUUUUCAUAACAAUGAUUCUCUGAUUCAAAAGCAUGUUCCCUCAAAAAUAACCGCACUAAAAAGUUUUGAGCUAUUAUUUCGAUUCAGUUUCCUGAUUUUUUUUUUUGGUUUAUUUGGUUGAACUAACUUUCGAAGAGAAUUUUUCUAGAGCACGUCCGAAAAUAAAUUAUCUACUUUUUAAACUUGUGGCUUUCACGAAACAUCAGAGCUAUGAAAUAAACGUUCUUCUUUUGUAGAGUUUGAAAGGAAACUUCUAGUAUCUCAAAUUUAUUUGGUUCUGGAUGCUCUAGAAAAAUUUUAACUCUGAAGUCGUUUUGAAUGUGUCCGAAAGUUGGAAGUCUAGUAGAAUAAGAAUUUUAUCGUCAAGAGGAGAGGUGGACAAAAUCGGAAGACGACGGCGUGAUCUGCCUUUGCUGCAUUUGAACAGGUGAGAUUGAAAAAUCAAGCUUUUUAGCAUGGAAAAAUCUUAAGGUUCGAUUUGGCGUCAGUGAAACUUGAAGUUAGUUCCGACUGGUGUCUCCAAACGGCUGCUGGGGGAUCGACUACUACUUAAGCUGUGAAAAAUAACCAUUCUCAGCGAAGACAAGGUAAUAUAUAAUUCAUGAGAUUAUUUGCAAAAAUAGACCGUUCCUUCUUCAUAUAGUUUCAUGAUUGCAGAAGGCAACUCAAAAAAAGCUGGACUACAUGGAGGGAAUUCGACAACAGCGUCAUGGAAACCUUCUCAAAAGAGGGCUUCUACUCAUCAUAAAAAAAAAGUUCGUUAAAACUUAGAAGAAAAUAAUAAUCAAUAAUCUCAACUUUUUUUCACCCAAACGGAGAAGCGGCUCAAGAAGCUGCAACGGGACGUCUUCGACUUCUUCUGAACUGGCACCGACUUCUGAACUGCGGCCUGCGUCAUAAAACAAGGUACGACAUUUUUAACAGAAAAAUGACAGUUUCUCGGUUUGCGAAACAGGAAUGGAACCUUUUGCAGAAAAAAAGCUGACAGCCGACCUCGUCUGCAUGGAUUCUACUACAGUGCUGUGGAUAGAUCGACUUGCUUCCACCUGACCUUCUUCCUUAACGAAAAGGCCCAUCGAACACACCCAAAGAAAAGAGCUAUUUAA